AUGGCCCCUUCUGCUGUUACCGACACUCCUGCUCCCAACGGAGCCAAACAGGUGGCCCAAAAAGAUCUUCCCAGUCCAAUUGACCCUUCCAUGAUCCCUCGUUUGGACCAAGACUUCAUUGAGUAUUACAAUGCAUACAUUGUCGUCAAGCCCGUUACCCACCAGGUUAGCAUGGACGACAUUCGCAAAUACCCGAAGCUAUAUGCCGCUUCCUGGGCCAAGGAUUUCACAUUCGAGCCGUUUGUAAAUGAUAUUGAGAUCCCGGGGCCGGAUGGGAAUAUUAUCAAAGCUCGAUGCUACACACCUGAUCCAAGGACUUCGCCAUACGGCGAUGGCCCUUACCCUAUUCACAUCAACGUCCAUGGUGGUGGUUUCAUCUUUGGCGACCUGACUGGAGAUGCCGAAUUAUGCAUGUUGGUGCGAGAUCGCGUUGGUAUUGUGCUUACACUUGUGGCAGAGCACGUCUGGUACAAGGGACAUGAAGAUGUUUGGGCAGCAUUCAAAUGGGUCCGAGAACAAGGCAAGACCAUCAAUGCAAAAGUCGAUUCCAUCUCUAUGGGGGGUAUUUCUGCUGGUGGGCAGAUCACCGCCGUGUGCCAGCAACUUGCUCGGGACGAGGGCUAUGAGCUGAAGCUCGCUCUUCUCGCAGUCCCCUCCGUCGAGGAAUUCAUAUCACUAAAGCAGCCUAGCGAUUCACCAUACGCAUCCUAUCAAGAGAACGCUCUUUCCCCAUGCCUAAGCUGGAAGAGAAUCGCCUAUUGCGGCUCUGUCAUCAACUCGUCUCUGCAUAAGGAUGGCGACGUAGUGCGCCCCGAGUUCUGGCAUAGUCCUAUUCGUGGAAAUUUAGCAGGUUUGUGCAGGACCUUCAUUGCUACGGCGGACUGCGAUCCUCUGAGGGACGAGGGAGAGAGUUAUGGUGCUAAGUUGGCUGCUUCUGGUGUUCAUGUUUCUAUGCGCCGAUAUAUGGGUGUACCCCAUCCUUUUAUGCAUAUGUUGCUCAUCAAGAAGGGACAAGAGUAUGUAAAGGAAAUAUGUGCACAGCUCAGUACUGCACACAGCCUUUAG
This is a messenger RNA of Clonostachys solani, 1065 nucleotides long. NCBI's taxonomy places the organism in Eukaryota, Fungi, Ascomycota, Sordariomycetes, Hypocreales, Bionectriaceae. The record is from the annotation of a GenBank genome assembly.